GGCGGGAGAAAAGUUGCCAUGAGUGUACUCACCCACCGAGGCAAGUGGUAUAAUCACCACGUUCAGCACUACUGAGCAGAGCCGCGGAUCGGCAGCCGUCGUUUGAACCCCAGAAAGUGGCCGACAUGUGGAGUCGGGAGGCUGCCCUAGCCGUGGCGAUUCUGUGUGGGACAGUGCGCGGUGGAUUCGGAGAAGCGGAGAGUGCUACAUCCCGUAACAAGCCCGACAUCCUACGUCUGCACGAAGAUCUGUUUGAGACGAGCGGCUACAACUCUAACGUCCGCCCCGUGCGGGACUACAGACGACCCAUCAACGUCACGCUCGACCUGGCGCUGGCUCACAUCAUAGACCUGGACGAAAAGGACCAGAUUUUGACAGUAGAUAUCUGGUUAAGAAUGAAAUGGACUGACGAGUUUCUGACCUGGAAUGUGAGUGAGUACGGGGGGAUAGAGACCGUCACGACGAGAGCGGAACGUAUCUGGAGACCAGACCUGUUCCUUUACCACAAUGUGAACCACGAGUUUGACGGGUGGCUCGAUGAGGUGGUGGUCAUCACUUCUGACGGCCUGGUGGACUGGAAGGCGCCCGCGGUGGCCAUGUCUGCCUGCCCGGUGGACGUGUCCGACUUCCCCUUCGACAAGCAGAGGUGCAAACUUCAGUUCGGCUCCUGGAACCACGACGGGCGCUACAUCGACUACUUCAGCAAGAACAACAUGGGAGACUUGGCUAGUUUCAUCAGAAACGCGGAGUGGGAAGUCCCGGAAUUAGUGGCUAAAAGAAGCAACCCCCUGUACAACGGCGUUCCGUACCCGGACGUCACGUUCACCAUCCACAUGACCCGCCGAUCCACCUUCUACGUCAUCAACAUGUUCCUGCCCUGCGUGCUGCUGGCGUUCGUGGUGGGGGCGACCUUCUACCUGCCGCCGGACUGCGGGGAGAAGAUCUCGUUCGGCGUGGCCGUGCUGCUGUCCCUGGCCGUGUUCCAGCUGCUGGUGGCGGAGGCCGUGCCUCGCUCAGAAAACAUCCCGGCAAUAGGUCGGUUCAUCUUCGUGUCCCUGGCACUCAUGGCGCUCUCCCUGCUGUCCACCGCUUUCGUCAUCACGCUGGGCGACUCCGUUCACGACACCAAACCCGUGCCCGGCUGGGCGCGGAGGGUCUUCCUCAAGUACGUCUCCAAAGCGCUGCUGAUGGGCGACCAGUCCAAGCACAACUGGGAGGCGCCCUGGGACGUCUGCAACGCUCCAUCCAAGCAGCUGGAAAACGACGGCCUCGCUGGCGAGGCGCUCACCUUCCAGAACGGCAUGUGUUCUGACACCAGGCGGAAACCGACGGUGUACCUGCCGGCAAAGUCCAUCAUGAAGAUCCCGGCAUCGACGAGAAAGCAGCUGGAGUGCCUGCUGCAGAUCAACGGCGCCAUCGAAGAGAUCUCCGGUUACCUGAAGAAGAUGGACACGGUCAAGUACAUCCACAACGAGUGGAAGACUCUGGCGAUAGUGGUGGACAGGAUUUUUCUCGUGCUGUACAUCAUUGCCUCUGCCCUUGCCCUGGUCAUUACUUUACUCAACGUCCAAUGAGACUAUAUAACGUGAAAUAAAGUGAUAUAUAUUCUGCAAGCAGUCAUUAAGUGGGGACAUCUCACCGUUUUCAAACUUCCCUGAAAGUUUGUUUCUGUGACGAAAGGGACCCUGAAUUCGUCACUUUUUAAAAUUAUAAUAUUUUAAAUGUCAAU
Branchiostoma belcheri (Belcher's lancelet) is the source of this 1729-nucleotide messenger RNA. RefSeq names its product neuronal acetylcholine receptor subunit alpha-10-like. Lineage: Eukaryota; Metazoa; Chordata; Leptocardii; Amphioxiformes; Branchiostomatidae. Gene Ontology annotation, molecular function: acetylcholine-gated monoatomic cation-selective channel activity; transmembrane signaling receptor activity. The transcript is spliced from 7 exons. Gene Ontology annotation, biological process: chemical synaptic transmission; signal transduction; nervous system process. Gene Ontology annotation, cellular component: synapse; postsynaptic membrane; neuron projection. The record is from RefSeq and is a predicted model, not a curated record. The coding region runs from base 126 to 1574 and encodes 482 amino acids.